AUGGUGCGCGACCAGUACGAUGAAGAGUUUGGUCCAAAAAAAAUGACUAAAAAGACGAUUCAGGCAUCGUGCCGCAAAAACAAACUCUAUCUCACCCCACACCUGAACGAUGUCCUAUAUUUGCACUAUUCAGGAUAUAACGCCAUCGAAGGAUUGGAGGAGUACGUUGGAUUAAAAUGUUUGUGGCUGGAAUGUAAUGCCAUUUCGGGGAUUUCCGGUCUGGACCAUCAGGCCCAAUUGCGUUGUCUGUAUCUGCACAACAACCUUAUCAAGAAAAUCGAAAACUUGGAGCAUUGCAAACAACUGGACACACUCAACCUUUCCCAUAAUCACAUCGCAAAGAUAGAAAACUGUGGAAGUGACAUCUUACCGGUACUGAACACGCUUAAUAUCUCACACAACUAUCUUAAAUCGAUCGAAAGCAUUGCGGAGCUACGUAAUUGUGAUUUCGUGUCUGUUUUGGACAUUUCACACAACCGUAUAGAAGACAUUGCGAUCGUGAAGGUCCUUGGAGAUAUGAAGGGAUUAAGAGUGCUUACGAUGGUAGGAAAUCCAGUGGUAAACGAUAUUCCCUCCUAUCGAAAAACCCUUAUUUUGGAAUGUAAAUCUCUGACAUAUUUGGACUCCAGACCAGUGUUUGAUAAGGAUCGUGCGUGUGCAGAAGCUUGGAAACGCGGUGGAUAUGAAGAAGAGCGUAAGGAACAUUUGCGUUGGAAGAAGGAAGAACAACGCAAAAUGCGUCGAAGCAUCAACGCAACACUUCGUUUACGUCAUCGAGGAGAAGGAGAACCAGAAUUGCUCAAAACAAGCAGCGAUGAAGAAGAAGAACGCGAAAAAGGUGGUUCUCAUCCAGUAAGAGAUGAACUUCAAGAGGUGGAGUACCAAUCGAAUGAUGUUGCUUGGAAGGAAAUGGAGGACCUGUUUAACCAGCACACGAGGGCUCUUAAGCCAUCCGGGCCAGAUUACUUCUCUGAUCAAUCCACACAAAUGUGUCAAGCCUUUGAAAGUACUUCUGGAAGAGCAAAUAUUGACCAACAUAAGCAGGACACCGAACAAAAACCACUCAUUGAAGAGAUAACUGCAGAAGAGUAUACAGGUAUAACUGGAACGAAGAAUGACACUGAAGAACAAGGAAGUGAAAUGAAAGAGCACUCUGAAGUUUUGGAAACAGUAACAGAUAUAAAUGAAGAAAACGUUGCGGUCCUUCCAAGGGAUGGUGUGAAAGAGUCAACAAGUGUUGAUUCUGGAAUAGAGCCAGAUAAAAGUCACUCUGAAGAAGGUACAAAGAUCACCAACAAAAAAGAAGCUCGAAUUGCAUCAGCUGAGCAGGAUGAUACGCUGAACGUUAUCAUUCAAUCCAAGGAAAUAUCUAUAACGAUGCAACCGUCUUGUUCAACCGUUCCCCAGGAAGUUACCUUGCAGGGUGUUGAGCGUAAGCCUUCGACUACUUCUAUAGACUUGAUAGCAGCUCCCGAUACUGCUCGCCAUGACAGUAAGAAGCAAGAAGAACGUAAGGCUUCUACAGCCUCGGUGGAUUACAUCACUGGAUCCGAUACCAAUUCCGAUCCGACACUCGUAACGGACUGUGACAGUUGCGUACGUAACAGCCAUGAUAGUAGCCGAGGUUGUUCAUCGGACACCUCCGACAGUGAGGAUAUGUUCGACAAGAUCGUACCGAAGAAACAUCGAAAGCUAGCGUGUGCCAUCCGGUCGGAGAUAUCCCUCAGCAGCAGUGACAGUAGCAGUGAGCUCGAUGAACCAGGUGAUAGCAUGCUGGACAGUAAGCUCGAUCGUCAGAACACGAUCACGGAAUUUAUCGAUGAGUACAAACGAUUCUUUCACUCGGUAGACUUACGCGAUCCGAAGUGUGUGCUGAAGAAUCGUCACAAAAUUGUGCGCCCUCAGACCGCAAAGUCACAGCGCACGGAGCCUAUCGUGUAUGAGGGUGUGCUGAAGACGAUGGUGCAGAACUCCAACCAGACAAAGAUUGAGCAGGUACGUCAAGAGCGUGAAGCGGAUGAUCGAAGUCUGGCGAAGGAAGCAGUUCUGGAACGUUUAAUGAAAGGCCAUGAUGCGGUGGAUAUGAACCUCGAACAUCAGAUGAUAUCGAUCGGUGGCAAGGCACACGAUUUCAAAGAGUAUCGUCUCGAGGUGUUCCGACAGGAUCAAGAAAAGCUGCAAAACCUUAUCGAUCGCGUAACUGCGCAGAAGGAUAAGUAUAACGCGCACAUCGAUAGCAUUCAUGAUCAGCUCGCAAACAUCAUGGACGAUUAUGGACAGAUCAGUGUAAAGCUCCGAAAGGUUAACGAUAUGAUACAGAACAUUGGUGAGGAGGUAGGACAGGAAGAGCGAGGAGAGACUUCUAAUGCAGAAAAGCCUCCACCAUCUACGAACAUUGCUGAGCAAAUUGUUGAGAACAUGGUAAAAAAACAAACACCGGACGUAGUUCAAUCGAACAUUGAAACUUCUGAUGACGUUUUGAACGAAAUUGAGGAACAAAUAUCCUCCGAUGAAUUUGAUUUGUUUGACACGAAGGAACAUGCAGCAGCUCGAAUUGAAGUUGGUUUAAUGGAUCCGACAAAUCCGAACGCCCGCAAACCCAUUCCGCAAGAGUUCGGUUCUGAUCCGGUGUAUCGCAAGUUUAUAGACAUUCAGUACGAAAUUGACAAGCUAACGGAAGAUCAGAUAUUCGACGCACUCAACGAAGCUGCCCGUGAGCUGCAGGAGGAAGAGGAAAACGAGGCGAAGCUGCUUCACGAUGCUGUCGACGAGUACUGGAACCCAACUACCGAUCUCGACGAUUUCCGGCGCAACCUUAAUCUGGAUGCACAUCCGAUCAUACAGCGCUUCAAGCGCUUCAUCGAAUGUCAUGGUACCGACACAGACGAUACCGAUUCGGAGGCACACGUCCGAAGGCUCGAGACCGCUUACCACAAAUAUGAACGACGCCUUUCGAACCAUCUGUUCGAUGAGUAUCUGAUUUUGAGUCGUAAGGCAAGCAUUGCCACUACGACGGGUGGUGAAUCAAGUGCAACGGAGUUGGAGUUGAUCGAAAUUGAAGGUGGACAUGUAUUGCGAGCGUCCACCAGCAGGCGUACGACGGCUUGGGAUUUGAAGGAAUCGAUGGAGGAACCGGUGCCGGAGGUUGAGGAGGAAGCGCACGAUGAGAUUGUUGAUAAAGGUUGUUUGGAACAGAAGCAGGAAGAGUUGGAAGAUGAAGAAUCUAAACCUGAAGAGGACGUACUUUGUUCGAUGAAUGUUGUGGCUAAAGAUAUUCCUGAGAUCAAUGAUAAGGACUGUGAAUCGAAACUGGAAGAGCUAGUCCACGAAACACCAGAGAAGAAGAAUGCAGAAUUUAGUAUGAAUGCGAACAUAGUCGUGAUCUCUAAGACCUCGCAUAAAGAUAAUGAGGAACCCAAAUCGGAAGACCCCAAAGAGACAGUUUCGAAACCAGAAGAGAUCAUGAAGCAUCCAUCUGAAGAUGUUGUGGAGCAUCAGUAG
Anopheles maculipalpis is the source of this 3501-nucleotide messenger RNA. RefSeq names its product dynein axonemal assembly factor 1 homolog (gene dtr). Gene Ontology annotation, molecular function: protein binding. The record is from RefSeq and is a predicted model, not a curated record. Lineage: Eukaryota; Metazoa; Arthropoda; Insecta; Diptera; Culicidae.